UCAUCUUGACAGCGGUGAUCUUGUCUUGUCUGAAAGUAUCGCGGGUGAGAUAGUAUUCCCAGCUGGAGGACUGAAUGGAAGAAAGCCAGAUACACAACCGAGCCGAUCCGGGCCAAACCAGGCCGGGUCGAGAUACGAGAGACAGCAACACACAGACAGACAGCAGGGUACAAGGUCAUGGCCCACGGUUGUCUAAGGUAAACCUGUUUACCUUGUUGAGUUUGUGGUUGGAGCUUUUCCCUCAAGAGGAACCAGAAGAGGAUGACCAAAAUCAGAUCCGCAGGUUGGGUCUGGUGGUGGUGCAGGACAGUAAAGUGGUGGGACUCCACUGCUCAGGACCUGAGCUCCACGCAGGACAGGCAGCCAUCAUCCAACACGGUGCCCGCCUGGCUGACUGUCAUCUGUAUUUCUCCAGGAGACCCUGCGCUACCUGCCUCAAGAUGAUCAUCAACGCUGGAGUCAGUCAGAUCUCCUUCUGGCCUGGAGACCCUGAGGUCAGCAUGCUGAGAUCCACCUCUACGAGCCAUCCAAACUGCCAAUCACACAGCCUGCCUAACAGCAUCACAGAGGAGGCCGCACUGGACGCCGUGGCAACAGAGAAGCUCAAGUCCAACAGCCGUCCCCACAUCUGUGUGCUGCUGCAGCCGCUGGCACCCGGCCUGGCACAGUUUAUCGAUGAAACGUCCAGGGAGUGUGAUUUCAUGGAGCGAGUGACUGAUGAUGAACCCGGGAAGAACACAGAGGAACUCUUCAACAGGGAGCGGACGAGACACCUGAAGGAUUUCUCCAGACAGUUCCUGGUAGGGACGUCUCAGCACCACCGGGCAAUUUUGAAACAGAUGGGUUUGGAGAACUUCUGUGUGGAGCCCUACUUCUCCACCCUGAGACACAACAUGAGAGAGCUGGUGGAGGUUCUAGCUGCAGUGGCUGCUGGGGUGCCACAGCAACACUACGGCUUCCACAGGGAAAAGUCCUCAACCGCUGAGCAGCCACUGGCCAAGUCCUCCCUGCCUCCUCGUCAUGAGGGAGUAUCCCAAGAAGUGGCUCGCCAUUGCAUGAUCCAAGCCAGGCUGCUGGCCUAUAGAACAGAGGACCCAAAAGUGGGCGUAGGUGCUGUUAUCUGGGCCAAAGGACAGUCAGCUGGCUGUGAUGGAACAAGGUGUUUGUACCUGGUGGGUUGCGGGUAUAACGCUUACCCAGCAGGCUCACAAUAUGCAGAGUACCCACAAAUGGACACCAAACAAGAAGACAGACAGAGACGCAAAUACAGAUACAUCGUCCACGCAGAGCAGAACGCCCUCACCUUCAGGACUCGAGAUAUCAAACCAGAGGUGCCCACCAUGCUCUUUGUAACUAAAUGUCCAUGUGAUGAGUGCGUCCCUUUGAUCAGAGGAGCUGGCAUCACUCACAUCUACGCCACCGACCAGGACAGGGACAAGGACAAGGGAGACAUUUCCUACCUGCGAUUCAGCAGCCUGAAGGGUGUCAGCAAGUUCAUAUGGCAGAGGAGUCCUUCAGUUUGCUCUGCGUCUUCUCCUCAUCUCGCUAACGGUAAUGUUGGGAAGCACAGCAGGCAGGCUGAGCAGGAGAGCCACAGCAACAAGAAACUGUGCACUAACAGAUCCCACGACUUAACUCCUGCCAGCUGAACAUCAGCC
Scomber japonicus (chub mackerel) is the source of this 1658-nucleotide messenger RNA. RefSeq names its product cytidine and dCMP deaminase domain containing 1 (gene cdadc1). Gene Ontology annotation, biological process: tRNA wobble adenosine to inosine editing; dUMP biosynthetic process; dTMP biosynthetic process. The coding region runs from base 75 to 1649 and encodes 524 amino acids. Gene Ontology annotation, molecular function: tRNA-specific adenosine deaminase activity; zinc ion binding; dCMP deaminase activity. The record is from RefSeq and is a predicted model, not a curated record. The transcript has 11 exons. Gene Ontology annotation, cellular component: cytoplasm. Lineage: Eukaryota; Metazoa; Chordata; Actinopteri; Scombriformes; Scombridae.